AUGUCAGACAACAUAGCAAGGAAGACUCAGGGACUUCCCAAAGAAGGUAACCAAGACACAUCUUCAUUAACAGAUGCUGUAGAGCAAGUUGCAAAGCAACAACAAUCACAAGCUUCAGAAAUAGAAAAAAACAAAAAAGUUCUGUUCCAUAUGCAGGUAACCUAUUUUAUACAGUUUUUUAAUGUCUUUACUUCCUUCAAAAAAAAUGUGAAGCUUAAAUUUGAUAUAGAAAUGGCCCAAGAAGAUUUUGAGGAACACAUGAUAAAAUAUAAUGCAUACUAUGUGAAAAUAAAAGCACAUAAAGAUAGUUUGGGGGAGGUAGAAAGCAAAUGGUCAUUUAUGACUGAACUCCAUGAAAAACAAGAUCUUGUUAAAAAACUAAAAACAAUGAAAGAGGAACUUGUGCAAGAUCUCCAAAAUCCAGGAGGGAACCGAAUAACACAAGUACAGGAAGACAUUACCAAGUUAAAGGAUAAAAUUAUAACUGUAAAAGAAUCUAUCAUUGAAAAAACUUGUUUUCUUGAGGAAGAAAAAAAGACACAUGAAAAACUAAGAAAAGAAAUAGAGGUACAACAUAAGAGAUAUGAUGCAAUUCUUAAGCGUUUGCGUUGUCAAGUGAACAAACUUCAUUCAAAUAGAAGACAAUGGCAAUGGAACAUUCAACAACUGGAAAAAACUGCAGCUGAACUAAGAAAAUGCAUUGGAAUGCAAGAAUAA
Molecule: messenger RNA, 717 nt
Organism: Propithecus coquereli (Coquerel's sifaka)
Lineage: Eukaryota; Metazoa; Chordata; Mammalia; Primates; Indriidae
Gene: CCDC122
Product: coiled-coil domain containing 122
Exons: 5
Coding region: 1-717 (238 amino acids)
Source: RefSeq, a predicted model, not a curated record